AGGGGGCCCAGAGGGAACUUAGGCUUGCUGCAGUCCUCUGGGGAACUUCCCAUCAGCUGUCAGGACUCCCUUAGGCCUCACUCAGUACUGUGACUCCGGGAAGGAGGGUGGCAUCUGAUGUCCAGGGAGGCUGCGGGGAGGCAGGCUGCCUAGGGGCAGUCUUGGGCUUGGAGCAGCUAUGGCGCCAUUGUCCAUUGGUAUUGAGGGCCAGUGGUCUUAGGAAUGUGGUCUGACACUGGGGACCACAUAUAGCUUUCUGCAGAUGGUGAGGAACAGCAGCAGGUGGUCCCAGACAUGUUGGGGCUCUCUUGCAUUGGCUGCUUUAUGCUGAGCCUUAGGGCUCAAGGUGAUCUAGGUAGGUGAGCAGAGGAAGGAGGAAGACAGCCUGACUCAAGAGCUGUGCACCUGGAAAGGGGCGCCUUGUCCUUCUGAGGCCCACCCGAGCAGCAGGCAACUCUUGGUCUAGGUCGCUCCGCCCCUCCGGGGGACCUGCUGGGGGCGGGGCGGGGCGGGGCGUAGCUAGUGGAGGGUGCUGGUCUUGGCGCCCCUGGUCCCUGUGCUCGGCGGUCUUGCCUUGCCGCAGCGUUGGAGCAUCCGGACUUGAAGGUGUGAUCAGCCCUCGGCCAUGGCGGCGCACGGGAAGCUGCGGCGGGAGCGGGGGCUGCAGGCUGAGUAUGAGGCACAAGUCAAAGGGAUGCGCUGGCAGUUGAGUGAGCAGCUCCAUUGCCUGGAGCUUCAGGGAGAGCUGCGGCGAGAUUUGCUGCAGGAGCUAGCUGAGUUUAUGCGGCGCCGGGCAGAGGUGGAGCUGGAGUACUCUCGGGGCCUGGACAAGUUGGCUGAACGCUUUGCCAGCCGCAGUGGUCGCCUAGGGGGCAGCGGCCGGGAGCAGCAAAGCUUCCGGAAGGAGCCGACUCUCCUGUCACCCUUGCACUGCUGGGCUGUGUUGCUGGAGCAUACACGGCAACAGAGUCGCGAAAGUGCCGCCCUCGGCGAGGUGCUGGCUGGGCCCCUGGCUCUGCGCCUGAGUCAUAUUGCUGAGGAUGUGGGACGCAUAGUCAAAAAGAGUAAGGACCUGGUGCAGCAGCUGCAGGAUAAGCUCCUGGAGGUGGUCUCAGAACUCCAGACAACCAAGAAGACAUAUCAUGCAUACCACUUGGAGAGCGUGAAUGCUGAGACCAAACUCCGGGAAGCUGAGCGGCAGGAGGAGAAGCGGUCAGGCCGGAGUGCCCUGCCCGCCACCACAGCUGCCUCUGCCAGUACGACAACUACUGUCACCACCACUGAAACAGGACCCCUCCGAAAGAGCUCUCUCAAGAAAGGAGGGCGACUAGUGGAGAAGCGUCAGGCCAAGUUCUUGGAGCAUAAACUUAAGUGCACGAAGGCCCGAAACGAGUACCUGCUCAACCUGGCCAGUGUCAAUGCUGCCGUCAGAAACUACUACUCACACGAUAUUUUGGACCUCAUGGAUUGCUGUGACACAGGUUUUCACUUGGCCCUGGGGCAGGCCAUCCGGAGCUACACAGCUGCUGAGAACCGCACCCAAGCCUGCCAGAUGCAGGGAUUGGGCAGCCUGGAAGAGGCUCUGGAGGCUCUGGAUCCUCCAGGGGACAAGGCCAAGGUGCUUGAGGUUUAUGCCAUGGCCUUCCGUUCCCCUGAACAUUUUGACUACCAGCCCCAUGAAGGUGAUGAGGUGGCAGAGAUCCAGGUUGAGAUGGAACUUCGGGAUGAAAUUUUGCCCAGAGCCCAAAACAUCCAGAGUCUCCUGGACCGAAAGACCAUCGAAACAGAAGAGGUGAAUAAGACACUGAAGGCAACACUUCAGGCUCUGCUAGAGGUGGUGGCAUCAGAGGAUGGGGACAUACUGGACCCUUUGCAGGCCAGCCCUUCCACUGAGUCCCUCAAGUCCACAAGCUCAGACCCAGGCACCCGACAGACAGGCCGCAGACGGAGUCAGCAGCAGGAGACAGAAACCUUCUACUUUACGAAGCUGCAGGACUAUCUGAGUAGCCGGAGUAUGCUUGCCAAGCUGCAGGCUAAGCAUGAAAAGCUGCAGGAGGCCAUACAACGAGGUAAUAAGGAAGAGCAAAAAACAUCUUGGACCCGGUGCACAGAGAGAAAAUUCCACAAGAGCCACCAUCCCCGCCCUACCUCCCAGUAUAACCAGAAACUCUUUGGAGUCGACCUGGAGAAGUUUAUCCAGAGCUCAGGUCAACCUGUGCCCCUUGUCGUGGAGAGCUGUAUCCGUUUCAUUAAUCUCAAUGGCCUGCAGCAUGAAGGCAUCUUCCGGGUGUCGGGUGCCCAGGCCCGUAUCUCCGAGAUCCGAGAUGCCUUUGAAAGAGGGGAGGACCCUCUGGUGGAAGGUUGUACUGCUCAUGACCUAGACUCAGUGGCUGGGGUGCUGAAGUUGUACUUUCGGAGCCUGGAGCCCCCACUCUUCCCUUUGGACAUGUUUAGUGAGCUGCUGGCUUCAGCAGAACUGGAGGCUGUGGGAGAGCGCAUACAGCCUGUGAGUCAUCUGCUGUCCAGACUGCCCAGACCCAUACUAGUGGUUCUGCGAUAUCUCUUCACCUUCCUCAACCACCUGGCCCAGUACAGCGAUGAGAACAUGAUGGACUCCUACAACCUGGCUGUAUGCUUCGGGCCCACACUGUUGCCUGUGCCUGCUGGGCAGGACCCUGUAGCCUUGCAGGGCCGGGUGAACCAGCUGGUGCAGACUCUUAUCCUGCAGCCAGCACAAGUUUUCCCAUCCCUGGCCAUGCUGCCAGGCCCCAUCUAUGAGAAGUGCAUGGCACCACCUUCUGCCAGCUGCCUGGGGGAUGGCCAGUUGGAUAGCCUUGCUGGGGAGCCGGAGCUGGAGUUGGAAACUGGGACCACAGCUCAGGAGGAUGCAGAAGGAGUUGUGGAGGCUGUGGCCUGCUUUGCCUAUACUGGCCGCACUGCCCAGGAGUUGACCUUCCAGCGAGGCGAUGUACUGCGACUGUAUGCUCGGGCAUCAAGUGACUGGUGGCGAGGGGAGCAUGCUGGCGUGCAGGGACUCAUUCCCCAUAAGUACAUCACACUGCCUGAGGGGGAUGAGAAGCGGACAGCUGGUUUGCAGACCACGGCAGAAUCUGUGAGCCAAACAGAGGGCUCCCUGACUUUGGAGUUUACCAAUCGGCUGGAAUUAGGCAUCCCACGUGAGGCUGUGGGUGCCUCUGGACACAGAGGACAUUAUUUGGUCCCUACCUCCCUUGAGCGACCUGUGGAAAUAGAUAAGGCUGUGGCGCAAAACAUGGACUCUGUGUUUAAGGAGCUCUUGGGAAAGGCUACUGUCCGCCAGGGACAUGGGCUAACAUCUACAGCCUCCCCCAGUCUAGGAACCCGAAACCUGAAGCCCUUGACCUGCAGCAGCUUCGGCAAAAACAAAGUCUUCUCCCAGGAACCUCCCUCAGCCUCCCAUCCCCAGGGUCCAGACUCAACUCGCAAGCCACUCUGAGACAGCUUACCUCAGCAGUCACCAACCCACCAUUUCUCCCUAGAACUCUUUGGGAAGUAGCAAAGGAAGGAGGCUAGAGACAAACCCCCCUGUUCCUUUGCUGGGAAGCCCUGGGCUGUGGCUGUGGAGGAUGGAAGUUGCAGUAAUUCAUAAAGACCCUUACACUGGC
Myodes glareolus (Bank vole) is the source of this 3644-nucleotide messenger RNA. RefSeq names its product Rho GTPase activating protein 4 (gene Arhgap4). Lineage: Eukaryota; Metazoa; Chordata; Mammalia; Rodentia; Cricetidae. The record is from RefSeq and is a predicted model, not a curated record. Gene Ontology annotation, molecular function: protein binding. Gene Ontology annotation, biological process: signal transduction.